AUGUGGUCUAAAUCUUUCCACAUAUCAGAAAUAUCAACAACAUUUAAAUCGGAAAAAUCCUUGCCGACCUAAGAAUUUUACUCAAGCUCCAAUAGGAAAUCUAGCUACAGCCCCUGUUCUAGUGCAAAAUAUUACUCCAACACAAAAUCCAGCACCAUCUCCAGAGGGCGAUCUUAUUUCGUUCGAUGAAAACCCACAGACACUCCAGCCGAGAGAGCAAAGUGUACCAGCAGUCGACCUCGGAAUAGGAUCUAGUUUAGCUAAUAAAACUAUCUUAAUUUAUAAAAAUAUAUCAAAUGGAUUUGAAUUUUAUAACGGAAAAAGAAAAUGGUAUGGUGUUAAAGAAGAUUUUCGUGCAUUAUCUAAUAAGUACUAUUUUAUUAAAACAGAUUUAAAAGAAACAGUUAUAGAAGUAUAUAAAAGAUUUAUCAAAGAAUCAGAAGCUAUAGCAGAAAAGACAAAAGGUCAAGUCGAUAUGCAAAAAUCAGGAUGUUAUACAUUAACAAGUUUAAAACUUUUUAGAGAAACUACUUUAGUACCCAAAAGAAGUGAAAAAGUAGAUGAAAAAGAAAACACUUGGUUAAAUUUAGCAACAACAGGUGCUUUAGUAUUUGCUGAAAGAUAUGAAGGAGAGGCUAUUCAGUAUGAUAUAAACUCGAUGUAUGUAUUUGAAAUGUUAAAGAAAGAGGUGUCAUGGCCGAUUGCAUCAGGAAUUUAUACGCAUUAUGAUUUAGAAUGUGCUAAGGAAAACGGGUUAAAA
Molecule: messenger RNA, 760 nt
Organism: Diversispora eburnea
Lineage: Eukaryota; Fungi; Glomeromycota; Glomeromycetes; Diversisporales; Diversisporaceae
Source: the annotation of a GenBank genome assembly